Molecule: messenger RNA, 2011 nt
Organism: Lepus europaeus (European hare)
Lineage: Eukaryota; Metazoa; Chordata; Mammalia; Lagomorpha; Leporidae
Gene: ASIC3
Product: acid sensing ion channel subunit 3
Exons: 11
Coding region: 336-1931 (531 amino acids)
Biological process (GO): sodium ion transmembrane transport
Cellular component (GO): membrane
Source: RefSeq, a predicted model, not a curated record
CCGCCUCAGCGCUGCUCCGCAAGCCCUCCUGCUGCCGCUGCCUGCGCCCUACCUGGUCUGUGCUGAGCCCCCAGCCCAGCCGAGCCACGGCCUCUUUCCGGGGAGCAGGCUGAGCGGGUCCAGCCAGGCCACUUCGUCCUGUCCCACCAGGCCAGUGUCUCCCCACCUCUUGGUCCUGGCUCCUCCUCUCCCACCCUCUCCUCUCCUCUCCUCCCCUCACCUCACCUGCAGUGGCCCCUUCCUAGCUACCUGCAUCCUGCCUCACCUCCUGCCAGCCCUUGGCUCACUUGCCAAGUCCCAGGAGCUGGUCACGAGCCUCCUCUGAAGCCUCAGCCAUGAAGCGCCCCUCGGAGCAGGAGGAGGCCCGGCGGCCAGCCUCAGACAUCCGCGUGUUCGCCAGCAGCUGCACGCUGCACGGGCUGGGCCAUGUCUUUGGCCCGGGGGGCUUGACCCUGCGCCGGGGGCUGUGGGCUGCAGCUGUGCUCCUGUCGCUGGCUGCCUUCCUCUACCAGGUAGCUGAGAGGGUGCGCUACUAUGGGGAGUUCCACCACGAGACGGCCCUGGACGAGCGUGAAAGCCACCGGCUCACCUUCCCAGCCAUUACCCUCUGCAAUAUCAACCCACUGCGCCGCUCGCGCCUCACGCCCAACGACCUGCACUGGGCUGGACCCGCACUGCUGGGCCUGGACCCCGCCGAGCACGCUGCCUUCCUGCGUGCGCUGGGUCGGCCCCCGACGCCGCCUGGUUUCAUGCCCAGUCCCACCUUUGACAUGGCACAGCUCUACGCCCGCGCUGGCCACUCCUUGGAGGACAUGCUGCUGGACUGUCGCUACCGCGGCCAACCAUGUGGGCCCGAGAACUUCACUGCGAUCUUAACCAGGAUGGGACAGUGCUACACAUUUAACUCUGGCGCCAAUGGAGCAGAGCUGCUCACCACGCCCAAGGGCGGUGCAGGCAAUGGGCUGGAGCUCAUGCUGGAUGUGCAGCAGGAGGAGUACCUGCCUGUGUGGAGAGACAUGGAGGAGACCCCGUUUGAAGCUGGGAUUCGAGUGCAGGUCCACAGCCAGGAGGAACCACCAGUCAUCGACCAGCUGGGCUUUGGGGCCGCCCCUGGCUACCAGACUUUUGUGUCCUGCCAGAAGCAGCAACUAACCUUCCUGCCUCCACCCUGGGGUGACUGCAGUUCCGUAUCUCUGGACCCCGACUCUGAGCCCGACGCCUCCGAUCCCCUGGGUUCCCCCAGCCCCAGCCCCAGCCCUCCCUACAGCCUAAUGGGCUGUCGCUUGGCCUGUGAGACCCGCUACGUGGUUCGGAAGUGCGGCUGUCGCAUGAUGCACAUGCCUGGAGGCGCGCCGGUGUGCAGCCCCCAGCAGUACAAGGAUUGCGCCAACCCAGCCCUGGACGCCAUGCUGCGAAAGGACGCGUGUGCCUGCCCCAGCCCUUGCACCCUCACACGCUAUGCCAAGGAGCUCUCCAUGGUGCGGAUCCCGAGCCGCGCUGCCGCCCGCUACCUGGCCCGGAAAUACAAUCGCAGCGAGGCCUACAUCGCGGAGAAUGUGCUAGUCUUGGACAUCUUCUUUGAGGCCCUCAACUACGAGACAGUGGAGCAGAAGAAGGCCUAUGAAGUGUCCGAGCUGCUGGGCGACAUUGGGGGCCAGAUGGGGCUGUUCAUCGGGGCCAGCCUGCUCACCAUCCUUGAGAUCUUGGACUACCUCUGUGAGGUGUUUCGAGACAGGGUCCUGGGACAUAUCUGGAACCGAAGGCGCUCCCCGAGGCACUCCAGCACUGAUCUGCUUCAAGAAGGGCUGGGCAGCCAUCGAACCCAAGUUCCCCAUGUCAGCCUGGGCCCCAGGUCUCCCACCCCUCCCUGUGCCAUCACCAAGACUCUCUCUGCCUCCCACCGUACCUGCUACCUCGUCACUCGGCUCUAGCCCUGCUCUCAGCAUCCUGGGGCCCACAUCUCCACAUUCUGGAGUCAGCCUGCACGUGUCUUUGCUAUCUUCACCCCCAA